Melopsittacus undulatus (budgerigar) is the source of this 482-nucleotide messenger RNA. RefSeq names its product NADH:ubiquinone oxidoreductase subunit S6 (gene NDUFS6). The record is from RefSeq and is a predicted model, not a curated record. NCBI's taxonomy places the organism in Eukaryota, Metazoa, Chordata, Aves, Psittaciformes, Psittaculidae. The transcript has 4 exons. Gene Ontology annotation, biological process: mitochondrial electron transport, NADH to ubiquinone. The coding region runs from base 28 to 399 and encodes 123 amino acids.
GCGGGGGGAUCACGUGUCCUGCCCAAGAUGGCGGCGCCCGGAGCGACCUUCCGCCGCUUGCUGUCGCUACGACGGUCGCUGCCGGUGGCUGUCGCUGCUCGGCCUUACGGUGUUCGGACCUCCGGUACUGGCGAGCUGGUGACACACACCGGGCAGGUAUAUGAUGAAAAGGAUUAUAGAAGAGUUAGGUUCGUUGGACGGCAAAAGGAGGUGAAUAAGAAUUUUGCGAUUGAUCUGAUAGCAGAGCAGCCUGUGAGUGAAGUUGAAAGCAGAGUGAUAUCAUGUGAUGGUGGUGGUGGAGCUUUGGGACAUCCUAAAGUGUACAUAAACUUGGACAAAGAUACAAAGACUGGAACAUGUGGCUACUGUGGACUUCAGUUUAAACAGAAACAUCACUGAAAGAUUGUCCCUGCAUGCUUGCAGAUUUCUGUUCAGAUGUUAGUGUUUAACUAUAAAUAAACAAUAUAUGUUUAGAAACCCAA